Molecule: messenger RNA, 1048 nt
Organism: Colletotrichum godetiae
Lineage: Eukaryota; Fungi; Ascomycota; Sordariomycetes; Glomerellales; Glomerellaceae
Exons: 1
Coding region: 257-658 (133 amino acids)
Source: RefSeq, a predicted model, not a curated record
GUCAAUGUCUGGAAGUUUAAGUGUGGAUUCAAUGGCAGAUUGCCCCGCCUCUCUUGACCUCCAGAAUCCGAAAGUUAACUCUUCGAUGUUCCAUUGAAGGCUAUCAUAUUCUACGAGCCUUAUGUUCUACCUUCUGCCAACUUAAGUCUCCGGAUGGGGACAACCAAGCGAGCACGCGGAGCUUUCACCGUGGAGGGAAGACCAUAAACAAUGGCCACAAGAUAAAGCUACCACAUGGAAUCCUUGCCCGCUUUCCAUGCAUUCUCCCAAAUCGGCACUACGCUUGUGUAACUUGCCCUGCUCAAUUUUGUUCACCGUUUGCUGCCAGACCUCAUCCCGAAGCAGCCCAAUUUGCUGCCAGAAAGCCACCCGUCAUCAUCUACACCAACAUGUCAGCAGACAGACUAUCGGCACGGCAAAGCAUGGCUCUAUGCUCUUAUGGCUGUACUCACUAAGGUAUUCAUGGGUCUCGCGAAACUGGGUUGGGCUUCCGAAUGUGCACCGGCAGACGAGGUUGCCAACGUCGGGAUGGUAUACGCAGUCCUUGCAGCUCUUGGCGAAUCCGCCCCUGUGCACCGUUAUCAGCCUCAAAAAGGUUCCAGGUCUCGCAUGUAAUUACUCGGUGUCUUGCUUUUGUUGUCCACGUAGGACUCCGUGAUCAUUGAUGAUGCAGUCGUUGAGUUCCAGGCGGGAUCAUUGCAUGUAAGGCGGCCUGUCCAACGGGCACGCGUGGUGAAUCCAAGGGUUCUGGUUUUCGUCGCCGAGACCGAAGUUGACAAACUCGCAGUUGUGGAGGAAGUUGUCGUCAUUCUUCCACUCAUUGGCGUCGGUUGGGGCUGCCAUUACCAAAGUCGUAGCAACGAGGAGUACUGUGAAACACUUCAUCGUGGGAUUGAUUCUCUUUUUUGUCGACAAAUAUUAUAGCAAGGGGCAAAAGCACGCUAUCGUAGGCCAGCUCUGGUCUCUGGAUAAGUCAGUCAAAAGACCGACCUAGUGGUGGAGGCGACAGCUUCAUGUGCUAGAGUCUCAGUCAAGCUCCGACAUGGUG